AUGAUCACCCCAGUCAUCAUCAAUCGUCUUCAGUGGAAGGCCUACCUCAUCUUCGUGGUUACCAAACUCUUGUUUGUGCCAAUCAUCUGCUUCUUCUUUCCCGAGACGAGCAACUUCAGAUUGGAAAAUAUCGACGAGUUCUUCGCAUCUGGUGGCAAUCCGGCCAAGAUUGCAAAGGAAAUUUCAAAAGCAGUGGAGGCUGAGAAUGAUAGCGAAAAGCUGUCAAGCGUUUCUGAGAAAGAGAAGGUAGAGGUCGAGCACUCCGACUUGGACAUUUAUCUCACAAACAUGAUGAAACCCAUUAAGAAUAUUGCCGUAUUUGGCGCGAAUGGCGCAUUAGGAGAGGUUCUUAUCCCAGCACUUCUGCAAGCCGACUUUGACGUAGGGUGCAUCACUCGAUUCGGCAGCCAGAAGAGCCUUCCAGCCGGUGUGCACGCCAGACUCUCCGACUACUCGAACGUCGAAGCUCUCACAAAGGUCCUGGAAGGUAAAGACGCCAUUGUCGAAGCUUUCAAUCCAGCAGCCGCAUCCUACCAGACCAACAUCUUGCAAGCAGCCUUGGCUGCCGGGGUCAGACACAUCGUCACCCCAGACUUCAGCGGCAAUACGUUUCAUCCCAACGCCAAGGAGACUCUCAUCUUUGACCCGAAGUUGACAGCUCAGCGUGAACUAGAACGCAUUGUCGCUGAGUCGAACGGGCUGUUGUCAUGGACGGCAAUCAUUACUGGUCCGUGGUACGACUGGACUAUCGAGCGCGGAAUCUUUUGGAUCAACAAAGAAGGACGAACCAUUACUCGCUACGGUUCUGGAGACCAAAGAUGCAGCAUCAGUCGCCGUGCCCUCAACGGCGAAGCCCUUGUUGCUGUGUUGACUAAUCCAGAGAAGUACCGGAAUAGGGCUGCCUACUUUGCCAGUCAUACUGUAUCGACAAAUCAGUUGAUUGCACUGAUCGAUGAUCUAGGCCUCGAAGGUUGGAAGACUGUCGACGUGCCAUUUGACGGGUUCACAGAGAAGGCUCGUGCUUUGUGGAGAGAGGAUACAGAAAGGGAUGUCGAGGACAGACUCAAUUCCAGGGCAUAUGCUGCUCUUUCCACCGUGGCACUGCUGGAUGAGGAUAAUUACUACGGUUCCAACUUCGAGAAUCAAGUCGAGCCCGGAUGGGACGAGGGCGAGACCGCGCUGAAGGAGAACUUGAAAAGACUUGUUAUUCAUGAUUAG
This is a messenger RNA of Colletotrichum acutatum, 1218 nucleotides long. RefSeq lists its product as uncharacterized. The transcript is spliced from 3 exons. The record is from RefSeq and is a predicted model, not a curated record. Lineage: Eukaryota; Fungi; Ascomycota; Sordariomycetes; Glomerellales; Glomerellaceae. Bases 1 to 1218 code for a protein of 405 amino acids.